Messenger RNA from Aspergillus versicolor CBS 583.65, 1089 nucleotides. RefSeq lists its product as uncharacterized. Lineage: Eukaryota; Fungi; Ascomycota; Eurotiomycetes; Eurotiales; Aspergillaceae. The record is from RefSeq and is a predicted model, not a curated record. Bases 227 to 850 code for a protein of 207 amino acids. The transcript is spliced from 2 exons.
GUAUCCCCCAGACCCUAAUGCCUCUCUGGUUGCCAUAUGUAUAACGUCUGGCGAUUACAGUAAACCCUUUAGAUGGGACGCGUCCACCCUCUCGUUUCCUUUCGUCCGUAUGUUGGUUUCCCCGCACUUUACACGUUGAGUCCAUGUAAAGUGGGGAAGUUGCCACCUCCAUCUCAUAACUUCUUUCCACUACAUCCAAAGCACGUCGAUCAGCUAUUCGGCAACGAUGUCUGACAGCCUCCUUGAUGAGAUGGCCAUCAGGGCCCUGGUCGUAGAGGAGAGAUACUGCCGCGACACCGACCAGUUCGAAGCCCUCCGGCGCUGCUACCAUCCAGACCCAUCGAAAACAUUCAUCGACAUUAUCAGGUACCACGGCGACAUCGACGGCUUUUUGGAAAGGUCCAGCAGUAUGGCGGGGCAGGGAACCAGCUCUAUCCAUACAAUAAACCCCGUCCAGAUCACGCUCAACGGGGAUAAGGCGUUUUCUGUAUCACUUGGCAGCAUUAUCUCCCGAUUCUCCCAGGACGGCGUAGACUACGAUCUUGUUUCGCAAUGCCGGUUUCUGUCGCGGCUGGAACGCACGGGCGAGGAAGCGAGGAGGGGCUGGAAGAUGUUGAGUAUGCAGGUCAUCUACGUCCAGGACGCAAUCACCCCGGCCUUUCCAGCGGAGCUUAGGGACGACGUUAACGAUGCCGUUGGUGAGGGAAUGGCGUCGCGAGAGAGCUACAGGGGUCUGGCGUAUGUUCUCGCGCAGAUGGGGGACCCGGUGACGGACACUCUUCCGGGGACGGACGAUCCGGGUAGUGUUGAGGCACUGCAGCAGCAGAAUCUCUCGUGGGUCCAUGAAUAAGCUUAUGAUCUGGGGUUGGAGUGACGCUGUAGUCUUAAUUGUUUCCUACUACUAUGUUGAGUGGAGCGUAUGUCAGCAUGGGAAAUGGGGUGUCCAGCUGUCAAGGAGGACGAGCAAUAUUGGUGAGAAAGCGCGGAGGUGGAAGUUUAACCUUUCAGGCAACUAGAAUUAUAUUACUUGAUAUUGUGCAGCUUAUUAACUCCGUCCUUGCCUUGAAUUAUCGACUUGUUACACUCUAC